GGGCGUGUCCAGAGCUUCUUCGGGCUUUCGCCAUUGGCCGAUACUCUCCUGGUAACCAGAACAAACUGUAUCAACACACCGAGGACACAUGAGUAUUUUUGAACAUUUCUGAAUAACGAGAAAGAACGUAGUCAAAGAGAUGACAUGGACUGGGGAUCCGGCAGGCACUGCUCUAAAACCACCGAAAAAGAGGAGUGUCAUGGGAGCCCGGGAGGGAAGCAUGCACCGCCGGAUAUCGAGGAGAGACUCGAUGAAUAUUUAAUUGCCCUUCAACAGAAAAACAGGAUUUUAAAACGGCUGAAAACUAAAGACCCCAAAGAGAUAGAGCUGGAGCGCCUGGAGCAGGGCUUCUCCAUCUAUGUGAAUGGGGCAAACUCUGAGGCCAACAAAAAGUCCAGGAGACGCGGACAAAAUUCGUUCACCUCGCCUCCGCCUGGAGUGCGGGCCACACACACAGCCGAUGCUUCCAGAAGGUCUGCUCUGCUGACAGAAGGCCAGCAAGAUCUGGAGGAGGCAAAGAGAGAGAGGAGUCAGACUGCCCCAGGAAAAGUACAGAGGAAAGAAUGGGUUCAGAGCUCGGUCAGUAUUAAAACAGAGAAGGGAACUGGCGUACGGAUUCAACCAGAGCAUCAGUACUCGGAGGACUUUGAGCCCUAUGAGAGCGUGAGCAUGGAGCAGUCGGCUCCUCAGUCCCCGCACAGAGACGCCCGCACGGGCCCCAAGACCCUCUGUGCCCGGACGGAGAGCCGAGGAAGUCCCUGUGAGCCGGAGAGCAGCGAGAGAGUCCUCCUCAACAUGGAUGAGGUGAAGGUGCUGCGGCAGAGCCUGGAGGUGAGCGUGAAUGUGCGGCGGAGCAGCCAGGACUCUGCCGGGGAGGAGUCGGAGGAGGAGUGGGUGGAGGAGCAGAUCGAGAGGGAGGAGAGCACGGAGAGCCUGGAGGAGCUGGGAUUGCCCUCCAAAGGCCCUGCCCCCAACCUGCAGCCAAGUGCCACAGCCAGGCGCCACCUCGACCCAGGGGACCUCAUAGUACUGGACUUUGGCCCUUCACCAAAUGGUGUAAAGAAAGAGCGCUCACUGUCAGCGAAAAGGAAAGACAACAUGGAGAUGUACAUCCCCAUCAAGCCAGUCAUGGUGAAAAGCAAAGCCCUUGACAGCCCUCCCUCUACACAGGGCAGAGAUACCCCUCGGUCAUGGAGUCGUUUUGAGCACCCCCUGUCUACGGCCCGGAAGGCUACACUGGAGGAGCGGGACCCAGAGGAGGCAGCAGGCAGGGUUUUCCAGGCCCUGCAGAAAGAGAACACCCUGCAACCAGCACUCAGAACCACCAGGCCCAGACCGAUCAGAGCGGGUCAGAUAAGCAAUGGUUCCAGAGCUGAUGGGGAGAGUGGAGUGACCAAGGCCAUGCAGAGAAUCACCCUCAUGGAGCCAAGCCAACAGAAGAAACUUCUGAAGGCACUGGAAAAAAUUGAAGCAGACACUAAUGUGGAUUUCCCUCAGAUAGCAAAGAUCAGAAGUGGCAAACCAUCAAGGGCGCGGGCGUCCGCAGAGGUGACCGCCACUCUCUACGUCACCAUGGAGAUCCUCUCCAACUGGGGGAACAGUAGUCACGUCGGGCUGACGGAGAUGCAGUUCUUCUGCCUGAGGAACCGCAAACUGUAUGUGUCGCCCCACGACCUGGACAUCAGGAACGCUGACCAUCCAGGGAACCUGGGGGCGCUGGUUAACGGCAAAGCCAAAACCACAAAGGAGCGGCACAUGUGGACCUGCCCGUUCCACCCGCCCGUCCAGCUCUACUUCAUCAUCCGCAAUCCUGAGCGUUCCCCUGAUUUCGGCAUCUCCAGGAUCAAGAUCUGGAACUACAACAAGAGCCUCAGUGAUCUGGAUAUCGGCGCCCGACAUGUAAGGCUGUACCUCAACAGCACGUUAGUGUUUGAAGGAGAGCUGGAGAAGGGUUGCGGCAACCAGGUGUUCGAUUACAGCACCACCAUCGACCUCCAAGCCCUCGGCCAGGAGUGCGUGUCCUCCAGCCCCGUCUCGUCGGGCCACAGCCUGGGCGGCGCCGAGGACCCCAGCUCCGACCAUGAGAGCCGGGAGAGUAGCUGCGCUCAGCCCGGCGCCCUCGCCCAGCCAGAGGAAAUGAGCAAGACGCAGCCCGACCCCCAGGAAGACGCCAGCCCGUCGGCCCCGCCCGUGUCUUCCUCGCCCGCGGAGAGGGUGUCCCUGGACGAGGAGCUCCCGCUGAAGCAGCAGCUGGAGCGGGUCACGGGGCGGGCGGUCACGGCCCAGCCCCUCUCCAAAACCCCACCGUGGCUGCAGCCCCUCAGCAGAGGGGGGCAAGACGGCACUGACGGGGGAAAGGAGAGGCCGCCCUGGCUGUCCUCAGACCAACCCCCGGAGCCCAAACUCUCCGCACUGCCAGAAGUGACGGGCAACCCCAGCAAGUCCAGCAGGGCCUCCGCCCUGUGGGGGGAGAGAGCUCUGAACGGGGAGCCAGGUCGUCCCCCCACGCAGCUCAGCUCGGACUCGCUGGACCUGGGCGAUGACCUGCUGCAGGACCUGUGUGUGAGAGGGGACCGGCCCCUCAGCAGCAGGAGGAGUACCCGCAGGAGCGCCCAGCAGCCGGAGGCCGGCAGCGACAGGACUCCGUUCCCACACAGGAGAGAGGGGCCCGGGCCAGCUGGGGGAGGCAGGAGGCAGUGGACCCCGCGGUCCCAGUGGCGCAGCGAGCAGGACGACACCCUCAUGGAGUCCUGGGACUCGCUCACCAAGUUCAACCAGUGCCAGCGCGGGCGCAUCUCCAACAUGGGCUUCGAGGGGGACAUUUUCGAUGAGUUCCUGCAGAGGCAGGGCCGGUCCGAGGCAGGAGGAGGAGCCGGCCAGCCCCCCCGGACGCCCUGCCAGGAGAACCUCUUGGAGGAGCUGGAGGACGACCCCCUGAGCGAGACGGAGCGGGAUGAGGAGUUCGAGAUCCCCGUCCUGCCCCAGGGCCAGCGGCUCGUUAUCAACAUCCUGUCCACCUGGGGCGACCGGCACUACGUGGGCCUGAACGGCGUGGAGAUCUUCAGCUCCAGUGGGGAGCCCGUGCUGCCCGCCCGAAUCCACGCCGACCCGCCCGAUAUCAACGUCCUGCCCGCCUACGGCAAGGACCCGCGCGUGGUCACCAACCUCAUCGACGGCGUGAACCGCACACAGGAUGACAUGCACCUGUGGCUGGCCCCUUUCACGCCGGGUCGCGCCCAUGUCAUCUUCAUCGACUUCCAGAGUCCUUGCCAGGUGGCCAUGAUCCGAAUCUGGAACUACAAUAAGUCACGCAUCCAUUCAUUCCGCGGGGUGAAGGAGGUGGAGAUGCUGCUGGACGGGAGGUGCAUCUUCAGGGGGGAGAUCGCCAAGGCCUCAGGAACCCUGUCUGGAGCCCUGGAGCAGUUUGGGGACACCAUCCUAUUCACCACAGAUGACGACAUCCUAGAGGCCAUGUCACGCUACGACGAGACGUUCGAGGGCGAGGCAGAGGGCCCUGAGGCGCUGGUGCACGAGGAGGAGCUGCAGCGCCCACGCACGGCCGACGGGGAGGGCGAGGAGCGCCCCUUCACCCAGGCCGGCUUCAGAGAGGACGACCAGCAUGUGAAACUGCGUCCAACCGCCGGCCCCACAUCCGAAGUGGCUUCAGAGCAGGUUCCUGGAAUGUACACUGGAAAGUGCCUUAAAAUUACCUUGAGCAUGACCUGGGGCGACGCCCAUUACCUCGGCAUGACCGGGCUUGAAGUGGUAGGGAAGGAAGGACAGAGCCUGCCGUUGGACAUAAGCAUGGUGGACGCCUCUCCGCGAGACCUGAAUGAGCUUCCGGAGUAUGGGCAUGACCUGCGCACCCUGGACAAGCUGUUUGACGGGCACAACAUCACCAUGGAUGACGAGCACAUGUGGCUGAUCCCCUUCUCCUACGAGAGCGAGCACGUGCUCACCGUGUGCUUCGGGAAGGCCCAGACCAUAGCCGGACUGCGGAUCUGGAACUACAACAAAUCUCCAGAGGACACAUACAGAGGGGUGAAGGUGAUCCACGUGUCCAUGGACGAUGUGGUCAUCUCCCCGCCUGAGGGCUUCCUGAUCCGGAAGGGCCCGGGAAACUGCCACUUUGACUUCGCCCAGGAGAUCCUGUUCAUUGACUACCUGCAGCCGGCCAGCAGCAGGAACGCAGACUCACAGCAGAUACAGAAUGUCAGCUCACAGAAACUGGAGCAUGCCAGCAUGGACUAUGAGGCUCCCCUCAUGCCCUGUGGCUUCAUCUUCCAGCUGCAGCUGCUUACGACCUGGGGUGACCCCUACUACAUCGGGCUGAAUGGCCUGGAGUUCUACGACCAGCGCGACACGAAGAUUCCUCUCAGUGACAACAACAUUGCGGCGUUUCCUGACAGCGUGAAUGUCCUGGACAGUGUGAAUGGAGACGUGCGGACUCCAGACAAGCUGGUGGAUGGGGUCAACAACACCCAUGAUGGCAGACACAUGUGGCUGGCACCAGUGCUGCCAGGAGUGGUGAAUCGGGUGUAUGUUAUAUUUGAUCAACCAGUAACAGUGUCCAUGAUCAAACUGUGGAACUACUCCAAAACUCCACAAAGGGGAGUGAAGGAAUUCGGGCUGCUGGUGGAUGACCUGCUGGUGUAUAAUGGCAUCCUGGAUUGUGUGACUCAUGUGGCUCGAGGAAUCCUGCCUACCUGUGACCCAGUGGUACCCUACCACACUAUCCUCUUCACCAGCAACGCCAAGAUCGCGCACCGAGAAAGGAACACCGUCAUCAGCCCACAGCGCUGCGGGAAUCAGCAACACAACUAUGUGGAGGACCAGGAUGUGAAGAUGACUAAUGAGAACCAGAUUGUUCACCACCACAGCAAGAAAAAACAGGCGGCUGAUCCUGCCCUGCGGCCAAAAACCUGCAUGACAGACAGAGGGCAGCUGGGGAAGAGGCGGUACUGAGGGGCAAAGGAAGCUGGUCUAUCUCCCUGCCCAAGGAGAGGGAAUGACUAACACUGCACCACAGUGAUCGGGUGGUCUUAAACUCCACCCCUUCAAUCUACCCCACCUUCCACAGCCUACCCCCACCCUCCUCAGUUUGUCCUGAGAACUUGUCCUGAGUCUGCACCCCACAGGACAGCUUGCAACAGAACAUGUUGGUGGGUCUGUAGCCAUUUAUAGGACUGGUCACACACCAUAGGUCUGGUUCAUCCUUACAGCUCACUUAUGGCUGUGACUGAAAGGAAAAAAUCUUCCUUUAGCUUGUAUUGUUUUUUUGCAUACAACAGGUUGGCUUUGAAGUCACCUUUCCUCAUACAUGUCCAGUUUACCUAGCUUAAACUAUCAUUUGUGGCUUCUUCACAGAGUGCCCCUCUCCCUGUCUAUCAGUACUGCACUGCUGCUGCUGGUCAAGCUGUCGAGAGCAGUGCAAUCUUCCAAACCUCCGUUCACUGUACUCUAAAUGAGAAAAACACCUAAGAGCUAUUACAUGACAAUCUGCAGGAAGGACCUGACUAAGCCUUUUAAAGGGAAUAGCCUGCUUGCCAUCAGCACAAAAAUCACAAAAAGCUCUUUUGUAAAAAUAAAGUUCCAGUGUGGUGUGAUUGUAUCGAUCUGCGUAGUCAGACUGCGCCUCAUCUUCCAGGAAAGAACAGGGUACUGACUCUAAAAGAUGAGGGUUUAAACUGACGUUCUCUUCCGCAGCAUUAAAUCCAACUGUAAAGUGGUCAGAAUAGGUGACUAGUUAAAGUGCUUGUUCUUGUUGCAGUAAAAGGCCGUGUGUUUUAUGGCCUUGCUUAAGACAAAGAAACACACGCAACACUAAUCUGUUCAGAAUUAUUCGUUUCCAUAUGUAUUCACUGGUAUAUGUAAUCACUCGCAUAAACUCAUGAAUAAAGCUGUGUAGUUUAGGAAAGUUCUGUGGUAGCAGUGGUGAUGCUUUAAUGUUAGUGUUUAGGGGCCUCAUUGACUGAAUUUGACAGCAGGUGCAGUAAACCGGCCAUUUGCAACUAUAAGUGACCUUAAAAGUCAAUUAUAUCUGAGGAAAGUUACACAAGAUUGUUGAAUAUGUACUUUUAUGUAUUUUUAUGGAGACACUCUGCUGCAGAGAACCUAAAGCAUCAUUGAGACAUUAUUCUGUUUCAACAGUAAAUAGCUCUGUAUAAACAUCCAUUGCAGUCUUAACCCUGGCAAUACCACUUGUCUCGUACAAUGUAAAAUGUAAUUUAGAAUGUUGUUUGCAUAUUGAAGGUCUUUUGAUAUUGCCAACUUAUUGUGGCAGAUGACAACAUGAAAAUCUUGGUUCUUGAUUGGAAAAUGGCUUAUUUUAGCUUCACAGCUAGGUGAGUGUCUAUUCAAUGUUGUAUUGUCUUGAAUUGAUACAUCCUUGCAGAAUAAACUGGUAACACAGACAACACUACUAUCAGAUAUGCAAGCACGGAAAAUAUACCUCAAGUAGAGACUAGAUAAAUCUUGAAAGCUGAAAUACACUAAUAUUUACAUUGUAACCUGAAUGUGCCCAGAAAAUACACCUGGAAGUUUGUGUUGCAUGUUCAAAACAAUAAUUUCACCACCUCAUUGUGAAAGGGGGAAGAAAUAACUUAAUAAUAAAGGGGGCACUUUCGCAUCUUGAGGUUUGUGUUCAUUGAAAGCGAUGGAUUUGCUGCUUUGUGGGCUACAAUAUGCUGUAUGGUUCCCAUCAGAAAAAAAAAAAUCAUCUAAGAAUUGUCUUUGACUUACUUUAGAAAUGCUGUUUUGAGCAUUUCAAUUUAAUGUGAGGUCCAUUAGAAAGGAUUUCACAUGUCACUUCUGUCAUGCUUCAGGGUUGUUGGAUAUUUUGUUGCUAAGACUGUAUAUGUAACAUCCC
Messenger RNA from Megalops cyprinoides (Indo-Pacific tarpon), 6868 nucleotides. RefSeq names its product katanin-interacting protein. Lineage: Eukaryota; Metazoa; Chordata; Actinopteri; Elopiformes; Megalopidae. The record is from RefSeq and is a predicted model, not a curated record. The coding region runs from base 145 to 4965 and encodes 1606 amino acids. The transcript is spliced from 29 exons.